AGAUUACAGAACUGUGUCUGGAGUUCAUAUGUUUUGAUCCAAACUAUAACUAUGGCAGUGAUGACGAAGAUGACGAUAGUAUGGAUACCGAUGAUCAAGACGAUGAUGAGGGGUAAUGAAGGAUACUUAAUGAAAGAUAUACAUGUAUCCCUGUAGAUUGUGUGUAAGCAAUGAUUUCUGUUGUAAGCUGCUUGUAUGGAAACGUAAACAUUUGGCUGAUUUAUAGGUCUGACGAUGAAGAAUACAGCGACGAUGAUGAUAUGAGUUGGAAAGUAAGACUACUAUGAACUAUAGUAAAUUAACCCAACUUGAUGCUGGAUAGCUCUAUCAGUUCUGAACUGUUUGUAGUAGAGAUCCAGUAGCGACUGCCUCUUAUUUGAUUCAGUUUUUCUACAGGAAGAAACCUAAACUAAAUUCUCUUUAUUUAUUUAUUUAUACUGGAUAGCUCUAUCAGUUAUAAACUGUUCUCCCUUAGAUCUAUAAUGGUCAAUUCUUAUUGAUCCAGUGUUACUGCAGGAGGAAACCUAAACUGUUUUCCCUAGAGAUAUAGCAAAGGUCAAUUCUUAUUGAUCCAGCGUUUCUGCAGAAUGAAAGCUGCAGUAAACAGGUUUCUUCAGAGAUCUACUGUAUAGGGUCAAUUCUUAUCGAUCCAAUGUUACUGCAGGCGGAAACCUCAACUGUUUUCCCUGGAGAUCUAGUAAGAGACAUCCCUUACUUAACCAACAGAAGAAAACUGGAAUCUGUUCUGUUAAGCUGAAACAAAUUUAACUUUGCAAUUUGAAACUUUGCGAUUAUGUUCCUUUAGGUUCGUCGAGCAUCAGCAAAAUGUCUUGGCGCCGUCCUGGGUUCACGACCUGAUCUUCUGACAGAAUUUUAUAAAACCGUUUCGCCCGCUUUGAUUGGACGAUUUAAAGGUACACGAAGAAACUUAAAUUCAACGAACUCCUAUUUAAAGAGAAAUUUAACGCAAAAGUUGAUUGUGUUUAUGUUUUGUUAAUUUGUUUGACGAAUUGUUAAUGGAGGGGUGGAGAAAAUAUUUUACUUCCUGGGACCGCAAGGGAAAAUUCAACAUUUUUGCAAAUAAUCAAGUACAUCGACACUGUGACUAUGUGAUACUAACAAGUUGUCAAACUGGAUCUCAUGCUAUAUUUUAACAGAAAAAAUUAUUUCAGUGAACUGAGAAUCUUAAUAAUACUUUUAGGAAUACAACAUAUAAAACUAAUUUAGAUAACAUGCAUCAAGGGUCGGAUCCUAAGGUAAAUACAGAUGCCAAAAAGGUUACUAUACUAGGGGAGCCCCAGAAAAUUUUGAAAAUUAGGUGUCCCAGAUUGGCUAAAAAUGCAUUUUCCAUACAACAUUUGCUACAUCAUUCUAUGGUCUGAUACAUUUAUACACCAUCGCACUAUUGCAUUAAAAUGGAUGCACUUGUAAUUGCAUUUUUGAAGUCGUACAUUUUUGGGACCAAUGGUCGUCCCAUAGUGCGAUACGUUUUCCACCUUUUUAUUUAAUGAUUCGAGAAAUACCUAACUUGUGUUUUCUAACUUCCAACAUUUCCUUCCUGCAGAGAGAGAAGACAGUGUAAAAUGUGAUAUAUUCAAUGCAUACAGAGCGUUAUUACGUCAGACCAGACCUAUUACUUCGGCAUCUUUUGAUCCUGACGCAAUGGACGAAGAAAACAGGUAAUGUUACAAUAUAAUAUCGAAACAAUACAGUAUAAAACCUGUUUGAGCAUCAAAUAGAUUCAAAACUAAAAAAUUAUAAAUCAAAGAAAAUAAGCUCUUCACAAAGUAAUGAAAAUGACCCAGAACCCUAGAAAUGUCAUUGAGAUAAAUAACAUGUCUAAUUGCCUAAACAAAAUAUUUAUAAACAAAUAUACUAGUAUAAACAAAAAUAACAAAUAAUUGUAUUUCUUCAGUGACAAUACUACAUGACAAUCUCAACUACUAGUGACUGUAAGCAAGGUUUUCCAGCAUCAUGGACUGUUAGAUAAUUUGUCAUAAUUUAUAUAAAUAAUAAUAAUAAUAAUAAUAAUAAUAAUGUAUGAAUUACUGACUACUUUUAAUAAUUAACUACUUGUAUUUCUUCAGUGAAAAUACUACAUGACAAUCUCAACUACUAGUGACUGUAAGCAAUGUCUUCCAGCAUCAUGGACUGUUAGAUAAUUUGUCAUAAUUUAUAUAAAUUAUAUACCACACCUCCCCAAAAUGAGUCCUUUGCCCUUAAGAAAAUAAGAAAUCUAAGAACCUGUUUAGCCCAAUUUCCUGGUAAGCACCCUAUCGACUUUCCCUGUGGGUGGAAACCGGAGUACGUUUGUUCGUAACUAAACGUUUGUUCGUCAACCUAACUAAACACACUAUAUUUAUUGUAUUUUUAUGAUUGAUGAUAAAAACAAUAAAUAUUUGCGUAUUUUUAUCAUCAAUCAUAAGCAUUCAAUAAAUAUAGUGUAUUUAGUUAGGUUGCUGUGGUGGUGGGGUAACCGCUGGAAUAUCCUUGGCUUCAAUUUUACUAAAAGAGAUGCGCUAUCUAGUUUAUAUAAGAUAUCUAUGAUCAACUAAAUCAACAAGUGCGCAAAGUCGCAUUAUAUUAUUGACUAUUAUAUUUCCUAUUUCUUAAAACAUACGUACAAUUGUACUCCAGUUCAAACUCCUCUCGUCUUUGCAUGAUUUGGUCACUUCAAUUAACUUGGAUCAAAUUCCUACUACGUUUGGCCAUGUACAGUACAUAAGACCCGGUUUAGGCUAACUUAGAAAAAUCUAGGUUCUUAUAUUUCUGUGCUGUUACAUAUAUUGUUGACGUUUUGAUGGAAAACGUAUCUCAUUCUUCUUGUGAUUUUUGCCAGGCCGUUGACUUUACUUCAAGCCCAAAUUCCCGCCAUUGUUAAAGCAAUUCAUAAACAACUAAGGGAAAAAAGUUUCAAAACAAGACAGGUAAAUAGCUACGAGUCUUGUGGAAUUAAAGCCCAUUUUCCACCAGGCGAAUUUGUUCGCGCGAAGCGAAAAAUAAAUCUUGCCAAUGUGAUUGGUCAGCGGAAAAAAUUCGCCGCGAAAAAGUUGGAUCAGUUCCUACUUUUUUACUGUUCGCGCAAACAAAUUCGCGUAGUGGAAAAUGGGCUUGAAACAGUGUGGAUUCUGACUGACCAAAAUUGGUAGACUUUUACAGGCUUGACCGUCUGAGGUACACACCUGCACAUGUAUCUCGUCAAGAUUCGCUUUUUGCCAUGUGUGUCUUCUGUUCUUUAAAUAUAAAAUUGAAGUCCAGUGUUUUGCUGGUUUUGCUCAGCAUAAAUUUUUACUCAGUUUUUACCGUUUACACGCGUAAAAAUCUCACAACUUGUCAACAAGGUGUGUUCGCAACAGGCUUGUGGCAAGCUUGUCGACAAGUCGUAACAAUGUUGUUAUUUUAUCAAGUUGCUAUAACAAGGUUGUCACUCGCAACUUGUUGACAAAUUGUGGAAUUGCUGGACGAUAAGUUGUUGUUGGAACAAGUCUGUUGAAUGUUGAAUCAACAACUUGUUGACAAUUUGUCAACAAGCUGGGAACAAGCAGUGCGAACACAUCCUGUUGACAAAUUGUUGGAACAGCAUUGCUACAAGUCUGCUGCAGAUUUGUUGCAACUUGUACGUUUUGACAUGUGUAGCAAUCGCGCGCCUGCUGUAAUAGCUAUCCCAUGCGCCUGUUGAAAUGAUCAUUGCCACGCCAGCUUUUACAUGCUUUGUACGAAACGCAAAUUACUGAAAAAAUUAUACGAAUUUUUCUAGGGUUGUUUCAGUUUAUUGACAGAACUUGUGAAUGUGUUACCAGGAGCGCUAUCAGAUCAUAUUCCCGCUAUUGUUCCUGGAAUUCAAUACUCGCUCGGGUAAGUUCAUUUCAGUACUCGUAGAAAACAUCAAAGAUUCAAAGUGAAGGCACUGCCUUCUGCAUGAAAAAAACAAGCUACUGCAUGUUUAUUGUAUCAUACUCAUACAUGACUUGUGAAAUUGUUUGUUAUACUUUAUAUAUUAUUGAGUCUAAAUAUCUUGUGAUUAUUUUCAGUGAUAAGAACUCGACAUCGAAUAUGAAGAUUGACACAUUGACAUUUCUCAGUUGUAUUUUGACCCAACAUUCUCCGACAGUUUUUCAUCCACACAUUUCUGUUUUACUACCGGUGAGUGUAUGAAUAUUUGAAAAAGAAAUUGGCCCCUCCUCACACACCCCUUUACCCCCCUUGCACCCCUUCCCCUUUGCACCCCUUCCCC
Paramuricea clavata is the source of this 4234-nucleotide messenger RNA. The record is from the annotation of a GenBank genome assembly. Lineage: Eukaryota; Metazoa; Cnidaria; Anthozoa; Malacalcyonacea; Plexauridae.